Molecule: messenger RNA, 2023 nt
Organism: Daucus carota subsp. sativus
Lineage: Eukaryota; Viridiplantae; Streptophyta; Magnoliopsida; Apiales; Apiaceae
Exons: 3
Coding region: 329-1843 (504 amino acids)
Molecular function (GO): acetylglucosaminyltransferase activity
Source: RefSeq, a predicted model, not a curated record
AUACUAAAUUUUAUUCAAGCUAAAAAAAGCCAUUGGUGACACAAGCUUUCUGCAAAGGAGUUUGCUACCUGGCAGCUAACUAAUGCAUCUCUCUCUGUCUCUCUCCAUCUCUCCCUCUCUCUCUCUUUCAUUCAUACAUCAUCAUAACUACUUUGUAAUCUAUUUUGCUUUGUACAUUCAUUAGCUUCCUUAAAUCUUCAUUUGUAACUUCCCAUAAGGUACCCAUCCUUUUCUUUCUGCUAAAAUCUAUGAAAAGAUUGAAUCUUUACAUCAAGAACCAAAAUUUAUAACAGCCCUUUUACAAGUUUUUGAAGUUUGAUUUGGUACCAUGAAAAUUACUAUGAAAGAUUCAGAAAGAAUGAUAUGGGAUCAGAUCAAAAGCCCCCCAGGAAAUGCAAGAGCUUUACCAAAACUAAUGCUUUGCCUGGUCUUGAUUGUUUCUGCAACUUGUGUAGUGUUUACUGUCAAGUUUGCUGCAAAUUCCCCUUCUUGUGGUGGUGAAAAAUUGUACAAUUCAGUUCAAAGGAGCCUCUCUGGUCAAGAUGUAUCAAGGUUUUUGAGUCAGAACAAAACCCUUUUGGUUAAACCCCCAGAAAAAACUGAGCUCAAACACAUUGUUUUUGGCAUUGCAGCUUCAGCUAAGCUGUGGGAGAAGAGAAAGAAUUACAUUAAGUUAUGGUGGAGAGGUGAAAAAAUGAGAGGGAUUGUUUGGUUAGAUAGUCAUGUUGAUUCGAAGAAAGAUGAGGCCUUGAGCUUGCCUGAGGUGAGGAUCUCAGGCAAGACGGAUCAAUUCGCCUAUAAGCACCCGAAGGGGCAUAGGUCUGCUAUUCGAAUUUCAAGGAUUGUAUCAGAGACUUUGAAGCUGGGAAUGCAGAAUGUGAGGUGGUUUGUGAUGGGAGAUGAUGAUACAUUUUUCUUGACAGAAAAUUUAGUGAGGGUUUUGAAUAAGUAUGAUCAUAAUCAGUAUUAUUACAUUGGGAGCUUAUCCGAGAGUCAUUUGCAGAAUAUUUAUUUUUCGUAUGGAAUGGCUUAUGGAGGGGGAGGUUUCGCAAUUAGUUACCCAUUGGCAAAAGCUCUGGAGAAAAUGCAAGAUAAGUGCAUUCAGAGAUAUCCCAAUUUGUAUGGUUCUGAUGAGAGAAUUCAGGCUUGUAUGGCUGAACUCGGUGUUCCACUUACUAAAGAACUCGGAUUUCAUCAGUAUGAUGUUUACGGGAACUUAUUUGGUCUUCUUGCUGCACACCCUGUGACGCCUUUAGUGUCGUUGCAUCACCUUGACGUGGUGGAGCCUAUAUUCCCAAACGCGACUCGGGUUGAAGCCUUACAACGGCUGAUGAUUCCAAUGAAGCUUGAUUCAGCAGGUCUCAUACAACAAUCCAUUUGUUAUGAAACGAAAAAGACUUGGACCAUUUCUGUGUCCUGGGGUUUUGCUGUUCAAAUCUUUCGUGGAGUCUUGUCUCCUCGCGAGGUAGAAAUGCCUUCUAGGACAUUUUUGAAUUGGUAUAAGCGAGCAGAUUACACUGGUUAUGCUUUCAACACACGUCCAGUUGCACGAAUCCCUUGCCAGAAGCCCUUCGUGUUUUACUUGUCAAUGGCCAGAUUAAAUUCCACCACCAAUGAAACAGUGAGCGUAUAUAAUCGUCAUCAAGUUCCUCAUCCUGAUUGCAAAUGGAGGAAGAUGGUAUCUCCUGCAAACAUCGACAAAAUAGUGGUUUACAAGAGACCUGAUCUGCAUCUAUGGGAUAGGUCUCCAAGGAGAAACUGUUGCCGGAUUUUAGAGUCGAAAAGAAAAAGCCUGGUGUUGGAUGUUGGUGUUUGCAGGGAAGGCGAGAUUGCUGAAAUAUAAGGACCAAGCACAGAACAAGUUUUGUCUCUCUUCUUGCAAUCCACAUUUGUUUAUUAAGUUCUUUAUUUUUCAAUUCUUCUGCGUCCAAUUUUCGCCAAUGUACCUAUUCCAGUCUCAAUGUAUGUAAAACGUUGUAGGACAAACCAUACAAUAAAUUUCAUGUUUAAUGAUUUUCCACAA